This is a messenger RNA of Onthophagus taurus, 2868 nucleotides long. RefSeq lists its product as uncharacterized. Gene Ontology annotation, molecular function: protein kinase binding. The record is from RefSeq and is a predicted model, not a curated record. NCBI's taxonomy places the organism in Eukaryota, Metazoa, Arthropoda, Insecta, Coleoptera, Scarabaeidae. Gene Ontology annotation, biological process: positive regulation of protein tyrosine kinase activity; neuromuscular junction development.
UUCUCCAAAAGCAAACGCAGCAGCAGCUCCCCGAGUGUUCGGAGUGUGGCGCUCCGCCGGAGAAGGAGACCUGCGUUUUAGUUUCAAUCGGUCCGGCGUGGAGUGCGUUUACGCCGCGCCGUUUCCCCCCACAACAACAUCGCGCGCCGAAAAUGUAGUGAUACGAAAUCCCAAAACUAAACAAAAAUUAUCCAAGAAUUUUUUCUUAACUUAAAAGUAACUUACAAAUAAAAUUACCUAAUUAUAAGUAAAAUAAAAAGAAAGUUUUGGUGUCUAAUAAUAAAUCUAUCUAGUCAUGUUUUUUUAAAUGUUUUUAAAUUUCUGGUGAUAACAAAUAAUUUUGUGAGUUUGUGACAAUUAUGGUUGAUAACAGUUCGAUUAUUGAAGGGAGCGUUAAGUUUCGCGAUGGAAAAAAGUGGAAAUCCCGAUGGUGUGUGAUGCGAAAAUUAUCACCGGUGGCAGAUUGUCUUCACCUUCAGUUAUACCGCGACUCAAAGGACCGUUACAAACAAGGUCAAACGAAAGCCUCGUUAUCGUUGGAACAUUUCCUUGGUCUCGAAACGGGAUUCACCCUCGACAAGGAAUCGAACACCGUUGCUAUUCUCUGUCAAGACGUCGUCGUCGUCUUAGCAUUUGACACCCGAGAACGUCUCAUGCAAUGGCAAGUGAAAUUAUCGUCCCAUUUGAACGAUGGUCCCCAUUUCCUGGUUUUGUUAUCGUCGUCUCCGGUGAAAGCUCGUCUUCCAGCUGGACCGGCUAAAAUGCACGUCCAAGAAGGAGGUUUUUGUUUAAGCACCGGAGUUCCACCCCGAGUUGUGGGACAUUGGUUAAUUCCUCAUUUACGACGUUAUGGCGUUAUCGAGGGGAGGUUUUGCUUCGAAGGCGGAUCGAGGUGUGGACGUGGUGAAGGUCUUCAUGUACUUUUAACGGAUCAAGGAGAUGAAAUUACGCAAACGUUGAAAUUGGCGGCUAUAGGACAAUUACAUACGACGAGAAAACGACCGGUUUCGAGAAAUAUGUCAGGAUCUGCGUACGAUGUUAACGUCCCAUCGAAUUUCCACCUGUGCUCCUGUAACGAGCCGAGUUUUAUCGGCGUUUGGGACUUUUUGGACGAGAGAAAAGAAAAAGGAGUUUUGGAUAGUCCAAGACGCCCGGCUCUUCGCGCGGAAGUUCGCCAUCCAGAAAUAACGGAUCCAUCACUUUUAACGCGGGUUGAUUCCCCGUACACUGAUUUAGAUAGUAGUUAUGGGUGCGGUGAUGUUUCCUCGUCCGAUUGGGGUGGAGGUCCACCGAUUGAGAGAUGUUUGAGUUGCAUUAGUAAAUUAGGCGCGAUGAGUAGAAGCAGCACCGCAACAACUGCGCAAUGCUGGGAACACACGUGCGAUAGACAUUCCAUCAGUUCCGGUUCGGAUAGUUCCGGUUGGAGCCAAACGGUCACAAAACCCCCGGCUCCUCCACCAAAAUUACAACAUUACAAUAAUUACGAUAUUCCAAAAAUCCCAUAUCCAGUUGGAAUCAACAACAAAAUUGAGGAAUUGUAUGAUACCCCGAAAAAAAUUAAAGAAUGUUUGAGCGAAACCACCAUAAGAAAACCAUGCGGUUGCGUAUUAAGAGUACGCCCUCCGGAACCAGAAAAAAUGUGUAUGUGCCAAAGAUUAUUAUCAUGUUGGAACGGAGCCGAAGAUCCCUCAGCUUUGUACGCAACCGUCGAUGUAGGGAAAAAAUGUAAAAACAAGAACCGUUUUGAAUCCCAUAAUUACGCAAAUUUAGACGGAAAUUAUGGUAACUACGAAAACAUGGAGUUUGCUCAAUCAUUACAAUUAUACGAAAACGCCAAAGAAGUGGUUAAAAAAGCCGGAUUGUGUUCGAAAUGUGGCCACAAAGACGAUUACCUCAUGAUGGAACCACCUCAAACCCAAUCAACCCCCGGUGGUUACAUACCAAUGUCCCCCGCUGUUAAACAACGCCUCGGAAAAGUUUUAUCUUCCAGCAACCCAAAUCUAACAAAACCUUCAGGCUCAGCAAUGCUUCAAACUCAAAUUUAUCAAAGAAAACAAAUCCUAGAUUGCACCGAUAACUUAGAAUCGAGAAGGAAACGUUCUAACUCGGCGGAUUCAACGUGCAGUUGCUCCCAAGCAGUGCGCAGAUCAUCUUCAGUUCCAUGCAAAGCCAAUCGAGAUUCAUCAAGUUCGAACGAUUCCGGCGUUUUUGAAUUACCAACAAGAAAAGCAGCCGUUAUACAAACGUUACCAAGACGAUCAAAAUCUUCAGAUCCGCUUGGAGAUUUAAGUUUUCGAUUUCAAAAGGAAGAAGGGAAAAGCGCCAGCGCUGAAGCUGAGGUUCCCGUUUGUCCUUCCGGUUCAACUAGUAGCGGUACUUCCGAUAUGUCGGAUUAUAUCGAAACUUUAUCGAUGUCUUCGCAUAGUUCGAGCGAUGCGCCUCCUCCAUCUUGCACUCUAAGGCCGCGAUCUGGAAAUGAAUACUUAAGUCUACAAAGACUUAUUGUUCCUGUUCCUGAAGAGAGACAUAAUUAAAAACGAAACAACAAAAAAAAGAAAGUUUUUAAAGGUAUUCGGGAAUUUCAAUUAAUUUUUUUUUAAUUUUAUGUUAUCGUGCAAUAAGGGUAAUUUCAAAUCUAAUAAUUUUCUAAGAAUACCUUUUUUUAAACUUUUAAUCCUUUACGGUUAUGGAAGAUUGGAAAAUAAAUAAAUAAAUAAAAAAUAGCAGAAAGGAAGACUUUUUUAUAUAGCUCUCCAUUUUUAGUGGCGGUUAAUUUAAAAAAAGCCGUCUCGUAUGAAGUAGAAGUAUGGAUAACCUGUGUAAAUGCAACGAUGACUUUCUAAUUAAAUUAUUAUCGAUAAUAUUUUA